This is a messenger RNA of Antechinus flavipes (yellow-footed antechinus), 5736 nucleotides long. RefSeq names its product ligand of numb-protein X 2 (gene LNX2). NCBI's taxonomy places the organism in Eukaryota, Metazoa, Chordata, Mammalia, Dasyuromorphia, Dasyuridae. Bases 478 to 2631 code for a protein of 717 amino acids. Gene Ontology annotation, molecular function: protein binding; ubiquitin-protein transferase activity. The transcript has 11 exons. The record is from RefSeq and is a predicted model, not a curated record.
CUGGCUCUGCUUGGUUCCCGCCCCGCCCCCCUAUGCUCUUCGAUUGGUCAAGCCCCUCUACGCUCCACCCUCUCCCCGACCUGGACCGCGUCGGAUUGGCUGGAACAUGUGUCGGGUUGGGCACUUCGGUCGCGGGCACUAGCCCCCGGGAUGUGAGCAAUCAGGGGUGGUUGAGGCGUAAGUGAAGUCUUGGCCGGAGUUUGCCUCUUGCCAGGAAUCCCGCGGCGGAGGCGGCGGCGGCGGCUCCGGCUCUGGCUCCAGCUCCGGCUCCUCUUGGUGGAGCGGAGCGGGAUCACAUCUCUUCCCCUGGCGUGGGCGGACGAAGGGACCAAGGCUCUUGGAGCCCAGUGCAGCGGUGGGGCAGCCCUCAAUUCCCGGGGACAGUUACUUGUGACAACACAGUGCCUUGGCUAUGAACACUUCAAAUCCAAGUUCUCUGCCAGAGGUUAUAAGAAGAAUGAUCACUUGUCAGAAUAAAUGACUGCAAACAAGAAAAACGGACCACUGAAAGAAAACAAAAUCUUAAAUAUAAGCCUGGCUUAUGAAAAAACAGAUUGCACUCUUUGGCUUAGAAUGGGUACUACCAAUGAUGAAAUUGCUUCUAUGGAACAGAACUCUUCCUUAAAUCCUUUAUGUUUUGAAUGUGGUCAGCAACAUUGGACCAGAGAAAAUCAUUUAUACAAUUAUCAGAAUGAGGUGGAUGAUGAUCUGGUCUGUCAUAUUUGCCUUCAGCCCCUGCUACAGCCAUUAGAUACCCCUUGUGGACACACAUUCUGCUACAAGUGCCUAAGGAACUUUUUACAGGAAAAAGAUUUCUGUCCAUUGGAUCGGAAAAGACUCCAUUUUAAGCUGUGUAAGAAAUCCAGUAUUCUGGUUCAUAAGCUCUUAGAUAAACUGUUAGUUCUAUGUCCCUUUUCUUCAGUAUGCCAAGAUGUAAUGCAGCGUUGUGACCUAGAGGCACAUCUUAAAAACAGAUGUCCUGGAGCUUCCCGUCGGAGAGUUGCUCUAGAGAGAAGGAAAACUAGCAAAUUAAAAACUGAAAUUGAGAAUGAAAAUGGAUCCAAUGUAACAGAUCACCCAGGUACUUCAUCACCAGACAAUACUGGGAUAGUAACAGUGCCAACAGAGCGGAACUUGACAUCAACAUCUCUUCCUAUGUGGACAGAUGAGCCUGGCCUUGACAACCCUGCAUUUGAGGAAAACACAGUAGCAGACACUUCACAACCACCACCUAGUUUACCAGAAGGGGAGAUUACAACAAUUGAAAUUCAUCGAUCUAAUCCUUACAUUGAAUUGGGUAUUAGUAUUGUGGGUGGCAAUGAAACACCUUUGAUCAACAUUGUUAUCCAAGAAGUUUAUAGAGAUGGCAUAAUUGCAAGAGAUGGAAGACUCCUUGCUGGAGACCAGAUACUUCAGGUCAACAACUUUGACAUCAGCAAUGUGUCUCAUAAUUAUGCCAGAGCUGUUCUUUCCCAGCCUUGCAGUGUGCUGCACCUUACUGUGCUUCGGGAGAGGCGGUUUGGCAGUCGAACCUAUAACCAUUCUGAUAAUAAUUCCUUACGAGAAGAGAGCUUCCAUGUGAUCCUUCAUAAGCGGGAUUCUAAUGAACAGCUUGGAAUUAAAUUAGUACGAAGAACAGAUGAGCCAGGAGUUUUUAUUCUUGAUCUGUUGGAAGGAGGACUGGCAGCCCAGGAUGGCAGGCUCAGUAGCAAUGACCGAGUACUUGCCAUCAAUGGACAUGACCUGAAACAUGGAACACCUGAGCUUGCUGCUCAGAUUAUCCAGGCUAGUGGAGAGAGAGUGAAUUUAACAAUUUCAAGACCAGGGAAACCACAGCCCAACAGUACUAACAGGGAACCAGGAACUCAUAACAGCAGCCAGCACCAGGCACAGCAACUGUAUCAUAGCAGACCCAGCUCACAUAAGGAUCUCUCUCAAUGUGUUACAUGCCAAGAAAAGCACAUUACUGUGAAGAAGGAACCACAUGAAUCCCUUGGAAUGACAGUAGCUGGAGGCAGGGGAAGUAAGAGUGGUGAAUUGCCAAUUUUUGUGACCAGUGUACCCCCUCAUGGCUGUCUUGCAAGAGAUGGCAGAAUUAAACGAGGCGAUGUGUUGCUGAACAUCAAUGGCAUUGAUUUGACUGAUUUAAGUCAUAGUGAGGCAGUUGCUGUGUUGAAAGCCAGUGCUGCUUCCCCAGCUGUUACUCUCAAAGCUCUAGAAGUCCAGAUUGUUGAAGAACAAACCCAGCCUAAUGAAGAACAACCAAGUACAAUCAGUGAAAAUGAGUAUGAUGCCAGUUGGUCUCCAUCAUGGGUCAUGUGGCUUGGACUUCCAAGUGUUCUUCAUAGUUUCCAUGAUGUUGUUCUACGAAGAAGCAACUUGGGAAGUUGGGGUUUUAGUAUUGUUGGUGGAUAUGAAGAAAAUCACACAAAUCAACCUUUUUUCAUUAAAACAAUCGUCCUGGGAACCCCAGCUUACUAUGAUGGAAGAUUAAAGUGUGGUGACAUGAUUAUUGCUGUGAAUGGGCUGUCUACUCUGGGUAUGAGCCAUUCAGCACUCGUUCCCAUGCUGAAGGAGCAAAGGAACAAGGUUACUCUGACGGUGAUUUGUUGGCCUGGAAGCCUUGUAUAGAUUUGUGACGUUAGUUCUACUUCAGGAAUCUUCCAUUCUCACAGUUUCUAAAAAAAAAACAAACUUUGUUUUGUAUUUGUGUUUUUUCCUUCCCUAAGUCAUUGACACAGCUAGUGAUAAGCAAGGCCCAGAACUGUUAUUUUGGAUGAUUUUUAUUUAUCUUUUAUUUUAAUUUAAAGAACUUAAUUCACCUUCCCACAUUUGUCUUUCAGCUUUAAAAAAAAAAAAAAAAAACUAGUUCCACUAAACCCUAGUUUAUUUUCUAAAAUUUCACACUCUCAAAAGUUAGAUUGUGGCCUUUAACUGUGAACGAAACCUUCCCAAGAUUUGGACGUAACCAAUUGCAUCAUAGGAUUUUUUUAUUUCUCUUUGCUAUUUUAAAAAUUAAAUUGUAAAAUAAAUCUGUUUGUCUUUAUGGUGAAGAUUCAUACCAGUCAUACUUAACAAAACUAUAAAUGCUGUGUCAUUUGUUAGAAUCAGUAUUGUGAAGGGACAUAAUUUUAAUUUUUGUCAACACCAAUUCCUAAUUUCAUUGGUGCCAACAUUUCAAAGAUUGGUCUUAUUAGAUGGAUUUCUAGGCCCAUUUAUUUCUAACUUCACUCUGUUGGUGUUCAGAAUGAAGAAGAUACAGGCCUAGUAAUCCUAAAGAGUUUUUUAAUAAUGUGCAAUAUAUGGAAUAGUAGAAAAUAAUUAGGGGAUAUUAUGCUCACUAAUGAAAAAGAAAUUAACAAAUAAAUAUAGGUUUAGUUGUUGUAGAAGUUGUGUUUAAGCUAAAAACCAAAACCUUUAGUAGGUAACUUUCCCCAAAAAAUGAUUUAUUACAUAGGAAAAUUUUGAUGAAAACAUUUUUGCUAUAAUUAUUUCUAGAGUUUAUAUUAGUUAUCAGUAACCUAAUGAAGAAACAUUUUUGUGACUUAAGUAAUUAAACACAGUUGAACUUUCUUAAAGAGAAACUACAUUUAUAAAAGCAUAUGCCACAGUUAAGUGAAAGAGACCAUUUCAUUUUAAUCUAAUUGAAUCCCGAGUGAGUUUUUCCUAUUAUUUAUUCCUUAAACUGAAAAAUUAAAUACUACAAUACCAGAGAAAUCUACCAUGUACCUGAGUUUUAUGAGCUUUUUUUUGUUGUUAAAAUCUUUCAGAUAUUGAACCAGACACUUUUAUUUCAUUAAGUUUUUUAAUUGACUAUAAAAAUACAGUUAACUUUUUUCUUUUAUACAACAUAGAUAUCCUUUGAAGAAAUAUAUAAAAUGGUGAAGAAAUAUAUAAAAUAUAUUUCUAAGUUGGAAAUAAACCCUGUACAUUUGUUAAUGUUAUACAUACUUGAAAAAGAGUUUCAAUUAGAAACUUAGUUCAGAACCUGAGCUAAUUUACAAGUGACCUCUGUAUUGUAAUGAAUGGUAUUAAUUAUCAGAGAAUGUAUUUCAAAAUUGCUACAGGACAUCGUGAAGCAUGAACCGAAUUUUAAAGUUCAGCAAUUACAUUGCUGGGGUAUAAACUGUCUAUAGUAUACAACUGAUUAUUCUAGCUACUUUUGAAAUAAUUUUUAAAAAUCUAUUUGGCGCCAAUAAAUUGCCAUUAUCUCAUUCAUCACUAUAGUGGCCCUGGUCAGUACACAUCCAGGAAACAAUAGAAUGUUCCUCUCAUACAGUAUAUUACUGUUGCAUGAUUAUUGGCUUUUGAAGCAAUCUGAUAGUGAAAUACUUUGAUAUUCUAUUUGACAUGCAACAAGUUUCUUCUUGCUUCCCAAAAUAGAAUUUUGUAAUCUACUUUGCAUUUUUUAAAUAUUUUAUAAAAAUAAAUCAUCUCUUGGGGGAGUUGCUACCAGCCAGUAUCUUGACAUAAGCUUUACCAGAUGUAAAGUGCUACAGGUUAAUUAGAUGAUAUAGGCUUUAGUAUCUUGAGAGGAGAGAAAAAAAAAAUCUUUUCCAGCAUUUUUUUAUCACAAAAAAUAUAUAUUCUGUCUUGCACAAUAGAUAUUAUUGCAAAAGAUGUAACUUUUGUUCAGAAUGAUAUUUGGUGAUGGAAACUUGUUCAUAAUUUAUUCUCAUCACUGAAAGUAUCUUUUCCCCUUUAAGAUCUUAUAGUUAGAUAGUUUUGUUUGUUCUUCUGUGCCUUCAGUUUAAAUUAUUUCAAGAUUUUUCAAAUGUUCUUAAAUAAUGGUGUGAUGAUUUCCAUUAAGGAUGGAAAUAAAAGUCAUCUUGCUCAUAUUCGUGGCAUCUGUCUCCUUUCUUUAACAAGAUAUAUUCAGUAUUAUUGUUCUAUGAGAAAUGAUCGGCAGGAUGAUUUCAGAAAGGCCUGGAGAGACUUACAUGAACUGAUGCUAAGUGAAAUGAGUAGAACCAGGAGAUCAUUAUACACGACAGCAACCAGAUUAUAGGAUGAUCAAUUCUGAAGAACGUGGCUCUUUUACAACAAUGAGAUGAUUCAGACCAGUUCCAACGAUCUUGUGAUGGAGAGAAUCACCUGCACCCAAAGAGAGGACAGUGGGAACUGUGUGGAUCACAAUAUAGCACUUUUACUCUUUGUUGCUGGGGGUUUUUUUUUUUUUUUUGCAUUUUAUUUUCUUUCUCUUUUUUAUCUGAUUUUUCUUGUGCAGCAAGAUAAUUGUAUAUAAUGCAAUUUAAAAUCAUAUUUUCAUAUUUGAUUAUUAAAUGUAUGUGAAUUUAAUCUCUCUACCUUUUUAAAUCCACUCCCCUUUGACAAAACAACGACUCAACCUGGAGGAGUGCUACAGAAAAUCUCUUGGCUCUAGUCAUUUUCUCCAGAUGUCCCCCAUACCUUGGGUACUGUCCCUCUUCAUCUCUGCUUAUUGGCUUCCUUUAAAUCCCAAUUAAAAUCCCAUCUUCUGCAGGAAGUUGUCUUAAUUCCAGUGCCUUCCUCUUUUUAGUUAUUUUCUACUAUUCUCCAUAUAGCUUAUUUGUUCAUAGUUCUUUGUGUUGUCUCCAUUAAGUCAUGAGUUUCUUGAGAGCUGGAACUGUCUUUUUUUUAUUUGUGUCCUUAGUGCUUAGUAUAAUGCCUGACACAUCUUAGGCAUUUAAUAAAUACUGACUGACUUGAUUGACUUUGUAAAAAUUCAUUCAUCAUUAAAUUUCAUAUGACAGAUGA